UUAUCUUAACUGGUGACUCUAGGGUCGGUAAAUCUAAUCUUCUUUCACGUUUCACUCGUAAUGAGUUCAAUUUGGAAUCCAGAUCAACUAUUGGUGUUGAAUUUGCUUCCAAGUGUAUUCAAGUAGAUAAUAACAUUAUCAAAGCACAGUUUUGGGAUACUG
This is a messenger RNA of Racocetra fulgida, 162 nucleotides long. The record is from the annotation of a GenBank genome assembly. NCBI's taxonomy places the organism in Eukaryota, Fungi, Glomeromycota, Glomeromycetes, Diversisporales, Gigasporaceae.